AUUUUGAUAACACAGGCCAACUUGAUAACGUUCAUUACUUACAGAAAAGAUAUUUACAUAUUAGGUUUUGUUCCUCGAGAACCAGGAGUCUUUCUUUGUCAAAAGCCUGGAUUUGAUUUGCAGGAUUAAGGAAAUGGUCCAGUUGUUGCGGUGCAGCUGGAUGUUGCUGAAUAACGUUUUUAUGAGCUUGCUGGUCAAUCUGCCUGUUGUUCGGAAUGGCAAAGAACCCUAAUUUCCCGGAAGCGGGGAAUCUGCCCACGGGCUAUGCUCACUGUAGGUCUUCAGACAGCUUCACUGGCUACCAGUAUCACCAUCCCUCCAAGAUGAGUAACAGCCACCCACUCCGUCCGUACACGGCUGUGGGGGAGAUCGACCACGUUCACAUUCUGUCAGAGCACAUUGGUGCUCUAAUGAACGGGGAGGAAUACAGUGAUGUUACCUUUAUUGUGGAAAAGAAGCGUUUUCCAGCACACAGGGUGAUUCUGGCUGCUAGAUGCCAUUAUUUCAGAGCAUUACUGUAUGGAGGAAUGAGAGAAUCUCAGCCUGAAGCAGAAAUUCCUCUUCAGGACACCACUGCAGAAGCAUUUACAAUGCUGUUGAAAUACAUUUACACUGGUCGUGCUACGCUACGAGAUGAGAAAGAAGAGGUUCUUCUGGACUUUCUGAGCCUAGCACAUAAAUACGGAUUCCCAGAACUGGAGGAUUCCACAUCUGAGUAUCUUUGCACAAUACUAAAUAUUCAGAAUGUCUGUAUGACUUUUGAUGUUGCCAGUCUUUAUUCUCUUCCCAAAUUAACUUUUAUGUGCUGUAUGUUCAUGGAUAGAAAUGCCCAAGAGGUGCUCUCCAGUGAAGGCUUCCUGUCACUUUCUAAGGCUGCUCUUCUAAGUAUUGUACUGAGAGACUCAUUUGCAGCUCCUGAAAAGGACAUUUUCCAAGCUUUGAUGAACUGGUGUAAGCAUAACCCCAAGGAAAACCAUGCUGAAAUCAUGCAAGCAGUACGUUUGCCACUAAUGAGUCUGACAGAGCUACUGAAUGUUGUGAGACCUUCUGGAUUGUUGUCACCUGAUGCCAUCCUAGAUGCCAUUAAGAUUCGUUCAGAGAGUCGGGACAUGGACCUCAACUACAGGGGCAUGCUAAUACCAGGGGAGAAUAUUGCAACAAUGAAGUAUGGGGCACAAGUUGUAAAAGGGGAGCUGAAGUCUGCUCUAUUGGAUGGAGAUACUCAGAACUACGACCUGGAUCAUGGAUUCUCUCGACACCCGAUCAAUGACGACUGCCGGUCCGGAAUUGAGAUUAAACUAGGCCAGCCCUCAAUAAUCAACCACAUACGAAUUCUCCUGUGGGACAGAGACAGUCGGUCUUAUUCCUACUACAUUGAGGUGUCCAUGGAUGAGUUGGACUGGAUUCGGGUUAUCGAUCACUCUAAAUACCUCUGUCGGUCCUGGCAGAACCUGUAUUUUCCUGCCCGUGUCUGCAGGUAUAUUCGAAUUGUUGGGACCCACAACACAGUGAACAAAGUUUUCCAUAUUGUGGCAUUUGAAUGCAUGUUCACAAACAAAUCCUUUACUCUUGAGAAAGGUCUGAUAGUUCCCACGGAAAAUGUUGCAACAAUUGCAGACUGUGCCAGUGUGAUUGAGGGUGUAAGUCGCAGUCGCAAUGCCUUAUUGAAUGGAGACACAAAAAACUAUGAUUGGGAUUCUGGAUACACAUGCCACCAGCUCGGGAGCGGAGCUAUUGUAGUGCAGCUGGCACAGCCCUACAUGAUUGGAUCAAUACGGUUGCUACUUUGGGACUGCGAUGAUCGGAGCUACAGCUACUACAUUGAGGUUUCAACGAAUCAGCAACAGUGGACCAUGGUGGUGGAUCGCACAAAAAUUUCCUGCAAGUCCUGGCAAACAAUCACUUUUGAUAAACAGCCUGCAUCUUUUAUCAGAAUAGUUGGAACUCGCAACACGGCUAAUGAGGCUCUUCAGGAACAAGUAGAAGUGUUUCACUGUGUGCAUUUUGAGUGCCCAGCACAAAACAGUACCCACAAGGACGAGAGUAGUAAGGAAGUAGCAACAACAGAGGUGGGGUCUGGUGGACAGUAGCUUGGUUCUCGCUCUGUUGGAGCUGCAAGCACCUGGUUCCCUGCAUUCCCCUCCUGGAUCCACCUCACAUCCUCAUGUUUACCAACCAUAAAGGAGGUUGAAAGGGAGCUUUUGCAGCCCCACGGACAUUCUAUGAAAUAUUCAGAACCUUCUUGUGCUGGCACCUUUUCUUACUUUGUGAAUGAAGGGGACCUUCAUGUGCUGAAAGCUGGAAGUAUGGAAAUGGAAAAGGCUUUUCCCCAAGGACAUGAAGAGACUGUUUCACUCUCCUCGAUAUGUUCAAAUCAGGCUGGUCUCCAAGGGGAGAGAAAAUAGGUCUUCAAUCUUCAUCAAGUACCCCAUUAACACCCUACCUCUGUAAUCUAACCAAGGCAAGUAAAACAGAAGGAAAUAAAAGGCAGAGCUACAGUGGAAAUCAAAAAUUACUCAAGCAGAAUGGAAGGCAUAUGAAAUAAGUAUUUGCUCCCUGGAGGCUUUUAUUAGCAAAAAAAAAAGUGUUUAUGGAACACAUCAGUCCAAAAUAUAUUUUAUUUUUAAAGUGAUUCUUCAUCCAUAUUCCUUUGUAACUAGUAAUCUGUUUUCUAAAUAAUUUUGAUUCUGUAUUCCACUUAGUUUCUUAUUUUUGGCAAUAGCAAGUGCUGUACAGUAGAUUAAGGAAGUGUCAGACAUGUUUACCUGCUGAGAUGCAAAUUCUCUCACUCAUCAGUGGGAUGACAAGAAAAGCAUUCAUGAUAUCAACAAACUAAUUAAUGUAUCUAUAUUAAUUUUGACCUUAGUUGACUUUUCAAAGUACAGAAUUGUCAUUUCCUACAUUCAAAAGGAAGUUUCUAAAUCAAACAUCCCUCUUGAAGAAAACUGUAUUUUUUCACUCCUGAAGAUGAUUACUUAAAUUUUGCCUGCCUGAGACAACUUGCAACAAAACAUCAAAAAUGUUUGGUUUAAAAAAGUGGAACUCCAUCUGGUCACUGACAAGCCAGUUGUUCAAAUACCAAAAGAAGAAUUUGCAGAUAAUUUACAUUUUUCCAAGAAGAGUUGUUUUACAGUCUGGACCUAAAAAUUCGAAGGCUGUGUAUGCAUUAACAUUUCUCACAACCUUCAUAAAACGUGAUGCUUUUGCACCGUAUUGUAAAAUAUCUGGUUCUUACUUUACAGUCACAGAAUUUGUUAUCCAUCCAUAUCUGUCUGGAUUACAUUGCCUGGUACUUUGCUUAUUCUGUUUUCACACUGAUGAUGUGAGUCUCUUACUCUUCAGAUCUGCAUGACUUUUAGGAAGAACUCCAUGUCAGUAUUUCAGUAUGGGAUAAAGAGAUUUUGUAUUAAGACAAACGCUGAUGUAAUUGGCAAAAUUGAUUAGGAUGCUUGUUCCUCCAGACAAAUAUAUUAUAUUGGAAAUGUCAGCUAACCAGUUUUAUGAACUUGGAAUUUCCUCUGGUGAUGAAUAACCUUGUCAGAAGAAAACAAAGCUAGUGCAGGAUAAAUACGGUUUUCCUUUACAUAACCAUAGUGAUAAAAUAAGUUAUAUCAACAUAGCAAAUUGUAUGUUAAUUUAUCACACUACUUAAUUUGAAAUAAUUUCCCUGUUGGAUACUAGUUGUGCUAAACCCAAGAAGAAAUAUAAUCAGUAGUAGCAAUGAAUCAAAGGAUAUUUCAAAUAAGAAAAGCAUCCCUUUUCUUUCAAAUAAAAUUGAUUAGGCUCUAUCAACAA
Molecule: messenger RNA, 3795 nt
Organism: Hirundo rustica (Barn swallow)
Lineage: Eukaryota; Metazoa; Chordata; Aves; Passeriformes; Hirundinidae
Gene: BTBD9
Product: BTB domain containing 9
Exons: 13
Coding region: 216-2090 (624 amino acids)
Biological process (GO): circadian behavior; adult locomotory behavior; modulation of chemical synaptic transmission
Molecular function (GO): protein binding
Source: RefSeq, a predicted model, not a curated record